UCGAACUUACACCAAAUUAACUGCUGUUACCGAAGCCCAUGUAGCGAGCGACUGCCGUCAACUAUAUCAUACAUUAAUAGUAUUGUAUUGUCAGGUUAUUGUGGCAACCGAUUUUACUUGGGAGAAUGAUUGUCCUAGCUGUGCGCGCGAUUGAUUACUUCUCUACGUUUUUCUAACACUUCUAUUUUUUAUACAGCUAUAUUAUACGUUUAAUCUAUUACUAUUUAUCACCCCUUUUAGAAAUACUUAAUUUUAAUUACGUUCUUUAUAUAAUUAUUAUUGGCCGUUUUUUAGUGAUAAACGUCAUUAAACUAUUAUAAUAUUUUAUUAUUUUAAGAUAAAAUUGGUUUGAAAUUACAUUGGAAUUAUAAUGUAAAAAAAUACGGCAUGUUUUUCGAUAGCUGUUGAGUGUCUUCUCAAUCAUUUUCUUUGUCGAAUGAAAAAAAAGAUGGGGCUUUUAAAUUUUAUCGGAGUUGUCAUGGUGUUAAAAUUCCUCGUAUAUUUCGUGUUGUUUUUUACUGGUGACUGUGACUUGGUAUUGUGGUGGUACAACAAGUUCAAUAAGAAUCUCGAUACAUUUAAAGGAAAAGUUGUUUGGAUUACUGGUGCUUCCAAAGGGAUUGGUGAACAAAUUGCAUUAAAUCUUUCUAAACAUGGUACUAAACUUGUUUUAUCAGCCAGAAGUAAGGAUAAAUUAUAUCAAGUUAAAAAUCGCUGUAUUGAAAUAAGCGAAGGCAUGUUAACUGCUAAUGAUGUACUGGUUUUACCAAUGGAUGUCACACAUUUAUCAAAACAUAUUUCUUUGUUUGACAACGUCAUCAACUAUUUUGGCAAAUUGGAUAUUCUCAUAAAUAAUGCGGGUCGUUCGCAACGUGCUGUUUGGGAAGACAUUGAAAUUGGAGUUGACCGUGAAAUUUUUGAUUUAAAUGUUUUUCCUAUAGUAAAUUUAUCAAGAAUUGCAGUAAACUAUUUUAACAGUAUUGGACAUGGUCAAAUAGUAACUACUUCUAGUAUAGCAGGAAUUAUAUCUGCACCAAAUUCUGCUUCUUAUAAUGCUACUAAAUAUUCACUUCACGGCUAUUUUGGAACUUUAUGUCAAGAAAAAGUGAACACUCAAAUUCAUGUUACUCUUUUGUGUCCGGGUCCAGUUUUUAGUAACUUUCUUGAAGAUAGCUUUACCGCCCAUUCUGGAGAAAAAUAUGGAAUCACUCAAUCAUCGACAGAUAACAGAAUGAGUACUGAAAGAUGUGCACAUUUGUCAUGUGUAGCAAUUGCAAAUAAAUUAAGAGAAUCAUGGAUGGCAAAAUUUCCUAUUAUUCCCAUUGUAUAUUUUUCAUUAUAUUAUCCUGUACUUUCAUACAAAUUGUAUGAACUCUACGGCUACAAACUCGCUCAAAAGUUGCGGGACAGUUAAAAUAUUUGAAUUUAAGAUCUUAAGAGAUAAUGAAAUAAUAUCAAUGUAUUUUAUCUGAAUUAAUGUUA
This is a messenger RNA of Sipha flava (yellow sugarcane aphid), 1482 nucleotides long. Its product is annotated as dehydrogenase/reductase SDR family member 7-like. Gene Ontology annotation, molecular function: oxidoreductase activity. The record is from RefSeq and is a predicted model, not a curated record. The transcript has 7 exons. NCBI's taxonomy places the organism in Eukaryota, Metazoa, Arthropoda, Insecta, Hemiptera, Aphididae. Bases 437 to 1414 code for a protein of 325 amino acids.